GCCCUACACAAAUCCGAGGGCUGCUACGCGGCGAGGGUGCAGACCGUCUUCCUCUCGCGGAGCCGGGCGCGCGCGGCCGCGAUGAGCUGGGACUUUCUGCUCUUGCUGCUGGCGCUGUUCGCGCUGCUCUUGAUCGUGGUACAGCUGCUGCGCUUCUUGCGGGCCGAUGGCGACCUGACCCUACUGUGGGCCGAGUGGCAGGGGCGACGUCCAGAAUGGGAGCUGACCGACAUGGUGGUGUGGGUGACUGGAGCAUCAAGUGGGAUUGGCGAGGAGCUGGCUUACCAGCUGGCGACGCUAGGAGUGUCCCUGGUGCUGUCAGCCAGGAGGGUGCAGGAGCUGGAAAGGGUGAAAAGAAGAUGCCUUGAGAAUGGCAAUUUAAAAGGAAAAGAUAUACUCAUUUUGCCCCUUGACCUGACUGACAUAAGUUCACACGAAGAGGCUACCAAAACGGUUCUCCAGGAGUUUGGUAAAAUCGACAUUCUGGUCAACAACGGUGGAAGAUCCCAACGUUCUCUCUGUGUGGAAACAAGCCUGGAUGUCUACACGGAGCUCAUAAAGCUUAACUACUUAGGGACAGUGUCCUUGACAAUGUGUGUUCUGCCUCACAUGAUCGAGAGGAAGCAAGGAAAGAUUGUUACUGUGAAUAGCUUAACGGGUAUCAUACCUGUGCCCCUUUCUGGUGGAUAUUGUGCCAGCAAACAUGCUCUUCGGGGUUUUUUUAAUAGCCUUCGAACUGAACUUUUUGCAUACCCAGGUAUAGUAGUUUCUAACAUUUUUCCAGGACCUGUGCAGUCAAAUAUUGUGAAGAAUGCCCUAACUAGUGAUGUCACUCAGGCUGUAUGUGGUGAACGAGACCAGUCCAACAAGAUGGUAACGAGUCGUUGUGUGCGGCUGAUGUUAAUCAGCAUGGCCAAUGACUUGAAAGAAGUGUGGAUCGCAGAGCAACCUUUUUUGUCAAUGGCGUAUCUGUGGCAGUAUAUGCCAACCUGGGGCAUGUGGCUAAUGAACAGAUUAGGGAAGAAAAUGAUUGACAACUUUAAGAUCGGUCUGGAUACAUAUUCUUCUCAUUUUAAAAUCCAGAAGACAAAACACAACUGAUGGAGUACUUGCAUUUUCAAGCCAUUGGAGGAAGAACCGGAAAACAUGAAAACAGCCAUCUUCUUACACACAGAAGACUAACUUGCGAUUUUUUUUCUUAAUAAAUGCGACUUUUCUUUCAACAUGUAAUAAAUGACAAAUAAAAGAUUGCCAUGAAUCUUGCAAUAAA
This is a messenger RNA of Pteronotus mesoamericanus, 1270 nucleotides long. It is a transcript of the gene DHRS7, whose product is annotated as dehydrogenase/reductase 7. The transcript is spliced from 7 exons. NCBI's taxonomy places the organism in Eukaryota, Metazoa, Chordata, Mammalia, Chiroptera, Mormoopidae. The record is from RefSeq and is a predicted model, not a curated record. The coding region runs from base 82 to 1101 and encodes 339 amino acids. Gene Ontology annotation, molecular function: oxidoreductase activity.